GCUAUUUCCUCCGCCCUUUCCUCGAACGACUUCGGCACGGCCUACUCCUACAUUCUCACCCGUCUCACUCCCCCAUCCCUUCUCCCUACGUCCUCCCCUCUCACCAACCCCACUUCCCCCAAAGACGACAUCACCUGGCGAGCCGUCUACAACGCCGGUCGCUACCGCGCCCCAGCCACCAGCGCCACCCCCAACAACCAGACCCAAAUCACGCACCUCUCCCAACGCAUGGAACUCCUCUCUCUCGCCCUUGUCCUCGCCCCCAGCCCCGAACCUUUGCCCGAAAUCCUGGGCGCCUGGCGCCGCUGCGACGAGGAACUAGCAGCUCUCCGCGCACGCGAAUCCGAGGAAGAAGACAUCUGGGACACCAAAGCCGACAACCUCACCUCCACCACCCUUCCGGGAGGCUUCGGCCCCACAGACAGCGAACAAGACGCGUUCGAAACGAGACAGCACCAAGCCCGACGAGCACGGGCGCACGCCUCACAGAACCGUCUCCAUCAUGAAGAAGCUCCCAUGGGGCUGUUCGAGGUUGCCCGCGGCGCCGCUCUAGCGUUGCAAAAGAACGCCUUCCCGCUCCGGUCAGCUGCAGCGUCCGCAAAGACAAACACCCACGACCAUGAUGACCACUCCGUCCCCUCCUCUUCUCAUCUCCGCAGUGGCUCCUCCAUGUCCACCGAUGACCAGGACGGCGAAGGCCGCGUCCGCAAGAGAGACGUCGUCAGUAACAUGGUCACGGAUGGACUCGUCAGUGGCAUUGGUUGGGUAUUGGGUGCUCAGCCUGUCAAUCGGUGA
This is a messenger RNA of Aspergillus niger, 795 nucleotides long. RefSeq lists its product as uncharacterized. The transcript has a single exon. Gene Ontology annotation, biological process: retrograde vesicle-mediated transport, Golgi to endoplasmic reticulum. The annotation marks the transcript as partial. Lineage: Eukaryota; Fungi; Ascomycota; Eurotiomycetes; Eurotiales; Aspergillaceae. The record is from RefSeq and is a predicted model, not a curated record.